GAAUAGAUGAGAUUGUAACUUUGUGAUCUUGGUUGUGUUUUUUUUUGAAUGGCUGACGGGGCUAGCAGUUCAGAUGUGCAAUUAUCCGAAUCUCAGCGAAGACGAAUUGAGGUCAACAGGAAGCGUGCUCGGGAACUGCUCAAAGUUCGGGUUGUGAAACAAACGCAGCAGAAUGUAGAAGUAAUUGGCUGUAAAGUUGAAGCCAAAAAAUCUAAGCAGUCCACAAUUCUGUCUAUGCGAGAUAGUGGCGGUGGUUUCUUCAUAGAGGAGCGAGAGCAACUUGCUGAAAAUGGCGAGGCUGAAGCUCCAGAAAUCCCUAAUUACACUCCCUAUGAAACGCAUAUGACCUUGGGAUCCAAGGAAACUCCGUGCGUGCAAUGUCGGAAAGGGUUCCAUAUAUCACACCUUUUGGACAAAUUCUCUCAUCCUAUUUGUGACACUUGCUAUGAGGAGGACAAAGACAAGUUCCCUCUCAUAACUAAGACGGCGGCUAAGUCCAAGUAUGUCCUGAGAGACGGUGACUUCGAGAGAGAUGGUACUGCUCUCAAGUUCAUAGUGAGGACCAACCCCCACAACCCUAGAUGGGGUCAGAUGAAGCUGUUUUUGGAGUCGCAGGUGGAGAAACUAGCGAUCAAAGUGUGGGGAUCACUGGAAAACAUUGAAGCCGAGAUUGACAGGCGAGACGAGCGGACCGACGCAAGUCGGAAGAAACGUGUGGAAAAAGAAGUUAAACAAUUGCGCAGAACUGUCCGUUCUACCACGUGGACAAAAGAUCUUUCCGAACAAACACAUGUACACCAAUUUGGAGAUGAGGAGACGCACGUGAAAGCAGACAUGUAUAGCAGAACGUGUACAAGUUGCGGAUAUGUUUCAACUUUUGAAAAACUUUAAUUUUUUUAUGAAGUACUUAAUGUAUGAACUUUUUUCUCGUUUUUUUUUUCAGUUUUUUUUUCAGCUUUGGUCUUUACAUUUGUCAACACUAAUUUCUUGUCUUGGGCGGAUUGAGUUUUAAAGUCCCCUUUUCAGUUAUUUCCGCAA
This is a messenger RNA of Symsagittifera roscoffensis, 1038 nucleotides long. RefSeq names its product DNA repair protein complementing XP-A cells homolog. Gene Ontology annotation, biological process: nucleotide-excision repair involved in interstrand cross-link repair; nucleotide-excision repair, DNA damage recognition; UV-damage excision repair. Gene Ontology annotation, molecular function: damaged DNA binding. The record is from RefSeq and is a predicted model, not a curated record. The coding region runs from base 49 to 891 and encodes 280 amino acids. Gene Ontology annotation, cellular component: nucleotide-excision repair factor 1 complex. The transcript has 4 exons. NCBI's taxonomy places the organism in Eukaryota, Metazoa, Xenacoelomorpha, Acoela, Convolutidae.